AGAGAGAGAGAGAGAGAGAGAUUUCAAUGGAGGCGAGUGUAGCUGUUGUUGCAGAGGAGCUCAAGGCCAUGGAGAUAGCGAACGACAAGAAGCCUGUUGUUGUUGGUGAUGAUGGUGGCGAGGCCAAGAACGCUACUACUGCUGAUAUCGCUGCUACUGCUGCUGAUAUCGCUGCUACUGCUGCUGAGUCUCAGAAGAAGACGAAGAAGAUGAACAAGAACCGAAUUCAUGUUUCCAACUCCAAGCGACCUUUCCUCUUCUACUGCAAUCUUGCCAAGAGGUACAUCAAGCAGUACAAUUCUGUUGAGCUCUUUGCCUUGGGCAUGGCUAUUCCUACUGUGAUCACAAUUGCUGAGACUCUCAAAAGGAAUGGACUGGCUGUUGAAAAGAAGAUAAGCACCUGUACUGUUGUCUCAAAGCUGGUGGAUGUUGAAAAUGGACGGAUUGUUCUCAAGGCUCAGAUUGCGAUUUUGCUGGAAAAGGCUGAGAAAAUAGAGGUGACCGCUGUUGCUGUAGCAUGAAGGCAUUGACUCAGAAAUUGAUUCCAUCUUUGGAUUUCAGAAAUUUCUUUUUUCAGUAAAGUUUGAGUUUGAGACAUAUGAUGAUGUAUAUGAGAUAGAUGAGAGAAACAAGAUUAGUCCUUUGCUUCACAAUGCAUGUUUUCUUACAUGCUCCUUGCUUUAUAGUUCCCUGUUCUGAGAUCAAACCUACUGUUGACAAUAAAUAAUAUGGUGUUUACA
Prunus mume (Japanese apricot) is the source of this 740-nucleotide messenger RNA. RefSeq lists its product as uncharacterized. Gene Ontology annotation, molecular function: RNA binding. NCBI's taxonomy places the organism in Eukaryota, Viridiplantae, Streptophyta, Magnoliopsida, Rosales, Rosaceae. Gene Ontology annotation, cellular component: nucleus. The record is from RefSeq and is a predicted model, not a curated record.